AUGUUCUUCCUCCCUGCCGGAGUGCUGCUCGCCCGUUCGAGAAUGCCAUUCUGGUUCCCCGUCCAUGCGGUUUGGCAAUUCCUCCUCAGUCUCGGUUUUGUCUGCGCCGCUUUCGGCAUCGCCUGGGCGCACUUCUCGGGCGGGCUCGAUUCACCCCACCGCCGUGCCGCCACGGCUCUCUUCACGCUCGUCAUCGCGCAGGCGCUACUCGGUGUCUGUGCCCACUUCCUGGGUCGGAGGAUGACACACCUGAAGACGAGGACGGGACGCUCGGCCCUCCACUUCUUCCAUUGGUUCCUCGGUUUUGUCGUCAUUGGGCUCGGGUGGGCGGUGGCGUACCUCGGCCUCUCGAGCGAGUGGGAGAAGCGUGGCCACGGGCACGUGAGCGGAGGAUGGAAGGCGGGAUGGGGAGUUGUCCUCGGUAUCUGGAUCACGCUGUACGUUAUCGGACUGGGUUUCUUGCCCCUCCAAAUCAGGAAAGAGAGGGAGCGGGUGGCGCCUAGAGUCCAGGGGCCGGAGAUGGCGGAAACCGGAGAGACUGCAGCGAUGGUUGGACCUGCACCCGAGCCGGGGUACCCCAAGAUGUCUUACGAGACCCGGUCGAGCUUCUAG
Messenger RNA from Trichosporon asahii var. asahii CBS 2479, 612 nucleotides. RefSeq lists its product as uncharacterized. The transcript has a single exon. Lineage: Eukaryota; Fungi; Basidiomycota; Tremellomycetes; Trichosporonales; Trichosporonaceae. Bases 1 to 612 code for a protein of 203 amino acids. Gene Ontology annotation, molecular function: transmembrane monodehydroascorbate reductase activity. The record is from RefSeq and is a predicted model, not a curated record.